Messenger RNA from Acinonyx jubatus (cheetah), 6986 nucleotides. It is a transcript of the gene LNPEP, whose product is annotated as leucyl and cystinyl aminopeptidase. Bases 363 to 3401 code for a protein of 1012 amino acids. The record is from RefSeq and is a predicted model, not a curated record. Lineage: Eukaryota; Metazoa; Chordata; Mammalia; Carnivora; Felidae. Gene Ontology annotation, biological process: peptide catabolic process; proteolysis. The transcript is spliced from 18 exons. Gene Ontology annotation, cellular component: cytoplasm. Gene Ontology annotation, molecular function: metalloaminopeptidase activity; peptide binding; zinc ion binding.
GGGAAACUUGCGGAAAGGCUUGCAUAGUCCUGUUCUGUGCCCAAUAGGUGCCCGCCCGCAUUGGCACCCUCCCCUCUGUUGCUGAGGCACUCCGCAGGGCGUUCAAGCUCCCCUUCACGGGUUUCUGAUAAUACCAGUGUUUCAGUCUAAGGCUCAUGAAAUAUCAGGGGUCCGUCAUGGUGAUAUCACAAUGUGACUUGAGGGGAGAGUCAAAGCAGGAGCCUGCAGGAUGCCCUGCAAACAGCCACAGCUCUGUACUGAAUGGACAGAAUAAAUCCCACCCUAGUUAAAACCGAUGGCUUUUGUUUGGACCAGAAGUGCCAGAGUCACAAUAUAGGGAUCUGCUUCAGCUCCCCAGGAAUAUGAUUGAAAACAGCAUGUUUGAGGAAGAACCAGAUGUGGUGGAUUUAGCCAAAGAGCCCUGUUUACAUCCUCUAGAGCCUGAUGAGGUGGAAUAUGAGCCCCGGGGUUCAAGACUGCUGGUGCGGGGUCUUGGUGAGCAUGAGAUGGAUGAGGACGAAGAGGAUUAUGAGUCAUCUGCAAAACUGCUGGGCAUGUCCUUCAUGAACAGAAGCUCAGGCCUUCGGAACAGUGCAACUGGCUACAGGCCGAGCCCAGAUGGGACUUGUUCGGUACCCUCUGCGAGGACCAUGGCAAUCUGUGUUUUUCUUAUUGUGGUUGCCGUUUCUAUAAUCAUGGUGAUUUAUUUACUACCCAGAUGUACUUUUACCAAAGAAGGCUGCCAUAAAAAAAACCAAUCAAUGGGACUAAUUCAGCCAGUUGCAACAAAUGGAAAGUUGUUUCCGUGGGCACAAGUCAGGCUUCCCACCGCCAUUAUGCCACUACGCUAUGAACUUAACCUACACCCAAACCUAACCUCGAUGACAUUCAGGGGUUCUGUGACAAUUUCACUUCAGGCUCUUCAGGCCACGUGGAAUAUCGUUCUUCACAGUACAGGCCAUAAUAUUUCAAGAGUGACCUUUAUGUCAGCAGUUUCAAGCCAAGAAAAACAAGUUGAGGUCUUGGAAUACCCAUUUCAUGAACAAAUUGCAAUUGUUGCCCCUGAAGCUCUUCUUGAAGGACACAAUUAUACCUUGAAGAUAGAGUAUUCGGCGAAUAUAUCUACUUCUUACUGUGGGUUCUAUGGAAUCUCCUAUACAGAUGAAAGUAAUGAGAAAAAGUACUUUGCAGCAACUCAGUUUGAACCCCUGGCAGCAAGAUCUGCUUUUCCUUGUUUUGAUGAACCAGGAUUUAAAGCCACAUUUAUCAUCAGGAUCAUAAGGGAUGAGCAAUAUACUGCUUUAUCAAAUAUGCCUAAGAAUUCAUCAAUCAUUAUGGAAGAUGGACUUGUUCAGGAUGAGUUUUCUGAGAGUGUGAAAAUGAGCACUUACCUGGUUGCAUUCAUUGUUGGGGAGAUGAAGAACCUGAGUCAGGACGUAAAUGGAACCCUGGUUUCUAUAUAUGCUGUACCAGAAAAGAUUGGUCAAGUUCACCAUGCCUUGGAAACAACUGUGAAGCUUCUUGAAUUCUAUCAAAACUACUUUGAAAUUCAAUACCCACUUAAGAAAUUGGAUUUGGUGGCUAUUCCUGACUUUGAAGCGGGAGCAAUGGAAAAUUGGGGUUUGCUCACCUUCCGUGAAGAGACACUUCUGUAUGACAAUAAUACUUCUUCAGUGGCGGAUAGAAAACUGGUUACUAAAAUCAUUGCUCAUGAGCUCUCCCAUCAGUGGUUUGGUAAUCUAGUAACAAUGGAGUGGUGGAAUGAUCUAUGGCUAAAUGAAGGGUUUGCUACUUUCAUGGAGUAUUUCUCCUUGGAAAAAAUAUUCAAAGAGCUUUCUAGUUAUGAAGAUUUCUUAGAUGCUCGAUUUAAAACCAUGAAGAAAGAUUCCUUGAAUUCAUCGCAUCCAAUAUCAUCAUCAUCUGUUCAGUCUUCAGAACAGAUCGAAGAAAUGUUUGAUUCUCUUUCCUAUUUUAAGGGAGCCUCUCUCUUGUUGAUGCUGAAAACUUAUCUUAGUGAGGAUGUAUUCCAAAAUGCUGUUGUCUUUUACCUGCAUAGUCAUAGCUAUGCAUCCAUUAAAAGUGAUGAUCUGUGGGAUAGUUUUAAUGAGGUCACAAACAAAACACUAGAUGUAAAGAAAAUGAUGAAAACCUGGACCCUGCAAAAAGGAUUUCCUUUAGUGACUGUCCAAAGAAAAGGAAAGGAGCUUCAUGUACAACAAGAAAGAUACUUUUUAAAUGUGAAGCCUGAAAUUCAGCCUUCAGAUGCAAGCUAUCUCUGGCAUAUUCCACUAUCCUAUGUCACUGAGGGAAGAAAUUACUCAAAAUAUCCAUUGGUAUUUUUACUGGACAAGAAAUCAGGUGUCAUCAAUCUUACAGAAGAAGUGCAGUGGAUCAAAGUCAAUACAAACAUGAAUGGCUAUUAUAUUGUACACUAUGCAGAUGAUGACUGGGAAGCACUAAUCAAACAGUUGAAAACGAAUCCUUAUGUCCUGAGUGACAAAGACCGAGCCAACCUCAUCAACAACAUCUUUGAACUUGCAGGCCUAGGCAAGGUGUCUCUUCAAAGGGCCUUUGAUUUGAUUGAUUACCUUGGAAAUGAGACCUAUACCGCCCCCAUCACUGAAGCCCUGUUCCAGACAGGCCUCAUCUAUAACCUCCUUGAAAAGCUGGGACACAUGGAUCUGGCCUCAAGAGUAGUGGCCAGGGUAUUUAAGUUACUUCAAAGUCAAAUCCAACAGCAAACUUGGACUGAUGAAGGCACCCCAUCUACUCGAGAGCUUCGGUCAGUCCUGUUAGAAUUUGCUUGCACCCACGGCCUAGAGAACUGCAGCACUGUUGCCAUGAAGCUCUUUGAUGAUUGGGUGGCAUCUAAUGGAACUCAAAGCCUACCUACUGAUGUCAUGACUACUGUGUUCAAGGUCGGAGCACAAACUGAGAAAGGCUGGUCAUUCCUACUAAGCAAGUAUGUUUCUAUAGGCUCUGAAGCAGAAAAGAAUAAAAUACUUGAGGCUCUUGCCAGCUCCGAGGAUGUACGGAAACUUUACUGGUUAAUGAAAAAGAGCCUCAGUGGAGAUAUCAUCCGAACACAGAAGCUGUCAUUUAUCAUUAGAACAGCUGGCCGACAUUUUCCUGGGCACUUGCUGGCAUGGGAUUUUGUCAAAGAGAACUGGAAUAAGCUUGUGCAGAAGUUUCAUCUGGGGUCCUAUACCAUACAAAGUAUUGUUGCCGGGUCAACACACCUGUUUUCAACAAAGGCACAUUUGUCUGAGGUCCAGGCGUUCUUUGAAAAUCAGUCAGAGGCAACCUUUCGGCUUCGUUGUGUCCAGGAGGCCUUGGAAGUCAUUCAGUUGAAUAUGCGAUGGAUGGAGAAGAACCUUAAAACUCUGACGUGGUGGCUGUAGCAUGCACACCUGCACCUCAUCUUGUCGCCCAUUCAGAGAGCUUGUUAACUUGGGCUCCGCUGCUUUUGCAAAAAGCCAAGGUGAAGCCAGAACCGCUGCCGAGUUGUUUGCACUCUUAGGAGUUCUAGUUAGCUCAGGGCCCGUCUGUACUUUUCAUCUGUCUUUUUCAAAUUGUCUUUGGGAAGUAUGUAGUUAUUUAUUAUAAAAUUAUAUUCGCCUACAUGCGCCAACAUCUACAAAAACAGUAAGUAAUUUUUCUACUUUUAAGAUAAAGAAAUAGGGAGGAAAAAUUUGUUUUGGCCUUCUGUUCUGUUUCUCAGUAUCCGGAAAAUACUGACAUGGUGAAACAAGCAAAGAUCUACCAUGGGAGCCAUCAUCUUUGCAGGCUGCUGGUUUGUCAGCCAUUUGUUGCUUCUUAUUGAUAGACGUUACUUGAAUGUGGUACAACACUUGGCUUCAAAUACUAUGGUAAUGAAGUCGAUGAAUCAUAUAACUGUUAGAAAACUGAUCUCAGGUGUGCAGAUCUACUUUGAUUUGAGGUUUUGAUUAACUCUUUAUUUUCUGAAAAAAAGUUUAAAUAAGAUCUAUAACUUAUUUUUUUUCUGCAGAACAGCCAGGUGCUACAGAAUUUUUAAAUUUUUGUUGUAUUGAAAAACUAAUAAGGACAAAAGAUUAAAAUUUCCAAAUAUUUAAUAAUUAUUUUUUCAUCUUUUAGGAAAAUGUUUCAAACUGAGUUAGCUUUAAUUAUAAUUAUUUUAUUUAUGAAUUCUCCAAAUCUGUACACCUUUACCACUCCCUGCCAUAGAUAUACCUUAUGUUAUAAAUAAGUAUGUCUACAUACAUGGCAAGCAUUUUGUUAAUACUGGUGUCUUUUAUCCUGACUUUAUCACUAUUACUAAAAAUAAUUUGUUUAAGUUACCUUUGACAUUACCUGAUCAUAGACACUUUCUCUGUGAAUGAUACUCAUGUAGAUUUUCAUGUUAUAUGGUAGGGUAUAUUAGAAGCAUAGUAGAAGCGUAUUUUAAAAUAGGGCCUUUGAGAAAUUGAGCAUUUUUAUUUGAAGUUCACCAUAGUACCUUAAAGGAAUAAAGAGAAUGUGGGAUAGGAGUAAUUUGAUUCAGAUUUAAUAUGGUGGGCUUUGAAUUUUUUCUACUGUCAAAAACAGUACCUUUUUUUAGUUCAAAAAUCAGUGGUUUUGUUUUGUUUUGUCUUUAUCAUGGCCAAACUAACUGAUUAAAAGGAACGGCUGAGAAAAGAAAGAAAGAAAAGGGAAGAUGUCCACAGCUGUGUGGCAUUUUCACUCUUUGCAAAGGAGAAAUACUGUACUUGAAUUUUCUGAGCUAUGCAGACUUCAUACUUAGAUUGUGGAGUUUCUUUGCUUCUUACGGGAAAGACUUUCUUCCUAAUAAUUUUUGAGUACUUUAUAUUUUGUUUGAAAACAUCUUGUAUGUACGUAAAAAGAGUAGAUACCCAUUUUCAAGCACUUAAAACACUCCACAGAAUCAAUGGGAAAGGACACCUUUUUUUUUUAUUUUAGCAGGUAUAAAGCAAAAAAUAUGUGGGAUUGUGUAUAAAAUUAUAUUUUACUUUAUGAAAAUAUUUUUAUAUAACAAGAUUUAAAAUGCUAGCAAGCUAAAAGCUAGCUUUCUUUAAUCCUAGUGUGUUUUCCCCCAAUUUAGUCUUUUCUAAACAUUUACCUCUGGUUUAGAAUACAAAAUCUUAUAUCCUGAGAAUCACAGAAUCCUCAAAAGAUGUCUUAUUGAAACUGGGGUGAUCGUAGGUUUUUAUUUGUCUUGUGCUUCCGGAAAUGAAUGAUAGUUUAGUUGAUAUUGGAAGUUAGUGUGUUUUUAUAUUUUUAGGGUGGGGAAACAUACUAGACUUUGAGGGGUUUUUUGGUUGCUGGUUUUUUACCAUAUGUUAUAUUACUAAAUUCCACUUUGAUACAGAAUUUAAAUUUUGCUACUUCUCAAAAUCAGUUAAGACUUUUCAGUUUUACCUGCCCAUCUUUACAUGGCUACUGUAAUGUAUGUUAACUCUGCAUAUGGCAAAUCCUGUACCGAAUUAUAUCAUCUUUCCUGAGUGUGUGUGUGUGUGUGUGUGUGUGUGUGUGUGUGUGCAUGCUUAUAGUAUGUAGGAAGAGGGUGAUGUUUAAAUACUUAUCAAAACAUGAGCUAAAAAAGAGGUAACUUGUAAUCCAUUGCUAUCUUUGUAUUCAAAAGCUGUUCAUUCCCAUGAUACUGGAUCUAUACUGGUUGUAGUGUUAUUUAUAGGCCUCACCUCAGUUGUUUGUAGUUUUAGCAGCCCUCCCCUCACAUUUUCCCACAGGAUUCCAUAAUUUGUAAUGUUAAGCUAACCCAUCUCUGUAUGGCACUUCUAAAAACUAUCUCUAAGUCAGGAAUAUAAGGUUAAGUAACCAGUAGAACAUGUUACAUAGUAAGUAUAACUAGCUUUUGAAGAUUAUAUCACCCCAAACCUUAUCUUUGCCCCUGCAUCUUGUAGAGCUCAAACAGAUGGACGCACAGCAGUCACAGCACACUUGUUUAUGUAAGCACAUAGAUCCAUGACAGUUAAGUGCUGGUUUUCAAGUAUUAUGUUCAUUGCAGAGAGACGAUCUACAUGAAUGUAAUAGAAGGGGCACAUCAUACUAGGUUAUUAGGAAAGGUAAAAUUGGAAAUCUGGAAUUGUAGAAGAAAAACGUAUGCUUUGGAGAUCUGGAAAUAGAAAUCCAAGGAGUCUAGUUUGUUCCCUUAAUAGCAAGAGAUUGGAUACAUUAAACUACAGGUGGGGUCAGCUUCCACCCCAGGCUUGUGCCUUCCUGCAUCUUCUUGUUUUAUAUAGAGAUCUCUUUAAGUUAAGUGUUGCUGUUAUUUGUGAACUUCUUACCAGCACAGGUUCCACUUAAAUGUUAAUACUCUUUGCCAUUCAUGUUUUCAUUUCAUUGAACAAGAGCUGUCAGCAGAGUUCUGGGUACGUAGAGGAUAUUGUGCUGCAUCAGUCUCACUGGGUACAGAGCAGAGUCCCUUCUGAGCAUAGCAAAGUAAGGAAUGAAAGUUACAUGCUGAGUUUGUUGGAUUAUUGGUAGUCUGUUACUGAGUUGUAUUUUAAGAGUCUAUGCAACUAAAGCACCUGGACCCAUAAUCUGCAAUUGGACUGCUGAAUUCACGUAACCCCGAUUUGUUUCAUGGGAUUGUGCAGCUCAGGACACAUACCAUCACCGAGGACAGCAUUUUCUCAGCUGAUUCUGCAAAAUGAGAAUUUCAAAUUCUCUGCAAAUCUGAAUUUCAUACAUAAGAUGCAGCUCUUUUUCUCCCCUUUGCCUUUGUCAUUUCGUUUUUAUUGGAAUUAACUCUUUUGUAAAGAGCUUCUUCUCUCCCCCCUCUGACACUCCCAUUUGUACUGUUUUGUUUUUUAUUUUUUGGGUUCUUUGUCUUUUUUUUUUUUGCAUUCUUUUAUUUUGCACUUCAUUCUCUGCAUUAGUAAGUACUAAAUUAAAAGUGGCAGUCCAAAAGUAUGAUAAAUUUCCUCUUCUCCCUUUCCUUAUUGCCUACAUGUUCAAUAGCUAAUAAAAUAGUUGAUUGAUUUCUU